CUGUCCGCUCCGCACUCACGCCAUCCGCAUCGCAUGUGCGCACCCUUUCCGGCUCCGUCCUCCGCCGCGUCAGAUCGGUCCUCGCUCGCCGAGCUCUAGCCCGCCCGCCGCCGAUCCCGAACCCGCCCCGGAAACCGCGAGCGCCUUGCGGAUCGGAGUCGCCUCGCGGCGGCGGGACCGAUGGGCGAGGAGGCCAAGUACCUGGAGACGGCGCGGGCCGACCGCUCCGUGUGGCUCAUGAAGUGCCCCCCCGUCGUCUCGCACGCCUGGCAGGCCGCCUCCUCCUCCGACGCCAACCCCAACCCCGUCGUCGCCAAGGUCGUCCUCUCCCUUGACCUGCUCAGCUCCGAGGAGCCUUCCCUCCAGUUCAAGAUGGACUUGGCUCAAACAAACACUGGCAAUACACCAAAGAGUUACUCUUUGAAUAUGUUCAAAGAUUUCGUGCCCAUGUGUGUUUUCUCCGAGUCUAACCAAGGGAAACUUUCAUGUGAAGGAAAGGUGGAGCAUAAAUUUGACAUGGAGCCUCACAGUGAUAAUUUGGUGAACUAUGGAAAGUUAUGUCGUGAAAGAACACAAAAGUCCAUGAUUAAAGCUAGACAAGUUCAGGUACUGGACAAUGACCAUGGGAUGAGCAUGAGACCAAUGCCUGGUAUGGUUGGUCUAAUACCUUCUGGUUCGAAGGAGAAGAAGAAGCAGACACCAACGAAACCAUCUGAUGUGAAAAGAACUCGUAGGGAUCGCACAGAAAUGGAAAAUAUUAUAUUCAAACUUUUCGAAAGGCAGCCCAAUUGGGCACUAAAGGCACUAGUGCAAGAAACUGACCAACCGGAGCAAUUCCUGAAGGAGAUACUGAAUGAUCUCUGUGUGUACAACAAACGAGGACCGAACCAGGGGACGCAUGAGCUCAAGCCUGAAUACAAGAAAUCCACAGGGGACACCGAUGCUGCUUGAAGAUGCUAGUCCAUUUAACUGUUGUUGUAUGGCUGAGAUACUGACGACUUAUUGGGCUGACGUUCCGAAUCGUUAGUUCUCUAUUAAUAGCUCUUGCUGAGUGUAUGUAACAUCAGAUAAUUCAGUUACAUUUGAUUGCUUUAUGAGGCAUUGUUUGUACAGACAAACUGAUGCAAACAUUGAUUGCUGUAAAAGAAAAAAAAAAUCUGAAACCACAAGGAAGAUUGUGAGUUCCAGGAUAAAUGUGUCUCAUGGGAACCCCGAUGAGGAUUUGACAUGUAUA
Messenger RNA from Phragmites australis (common reed), 1234 nucleotides. RefSeq lists its product as uncharacterized. The record is from RefSeq and is a predicted model, not a curated record. Gene Ontology annotation, biological process: transcription by RNA polymerase II; transcription initiation at RNA polymerase II promoter. NCBI's taxonomy places the organism in Eukaryota, Viridiplantae, Streptophyta, Magnoliopsida, Poales, Poaceae. Gene Ontology annotation, cellular component: transcription factor TFIIF complex. Bases 181 to 951 code for a protein of 256 amino acids. The transcript is spliced from 6 exons.